UUAUUUGGGUUAAAAAGUAAAGCCAUGUCAUGUGAUGGAUGGGGUGGCGCUUGCUAACGACUGGAUCUGAUACCAACUCGCUUGGAGCUAUUAAUAUACAGCCGUUUAUAGAUAUCUUGCUGUUUUGAGCGUCCAGAACCAUGCGUCCACCAGGGACGCAUGGUUCCUGGUGAUUUCCCCUGAACCCUCGCCACAACUUUUACCUCACAGUUCGAAGGGUGUCGUUACUGUGUGUGUGUGUGUGUGUGUGUGUGUGUGUGUGUGUGUGUGUGUGUGUGUGUGUGUGUGUGUGUGUGUGUGUGUGUGUGUGUGUGUGUGUGUGUGUGUGUGUGUGUGUGUGUGUGUGUGUGUGUGUGUGUGUGUGUGUGUAUUUUGUAGGGACGAGAAAAAUGCUUAACUCACAUAAAUUUGCCUAUUCUUUAGCAGGAACUGUCAUGAGAACUUGAAGACUAGAUUAUCAGAACAUGAGGAAAAGAUACAUUUAUUGAUCACCAAAUUGUCAUUGUCUGAAUGUAAAUAGAAUCAUAAAAAUCCACCACAACAAUCAUUUCAAAAAAUAUGUCGCCGAUAUCUAGUAGGUAGCUAUCCGGCUGUACCGGUAUGUCAUCGGAAUGAGCUUCUGUUGAGUUAACUGGACGGAUCAGCUGCAGAACCGGCGCCUCGUCACAACAUCUAAAAAUACCCUGUCCCACACGGAGCCCGGAGAAAUGUGUGUAAACUAGAGACCCGACCAAAUAUAGACCACAGCCGCCACAUUUACCCCGACCCGGGACGUGGUGUGUGUGUGUGUGUGUGUGUGUGUGUGUGUGUGUGUGUGUGUGUGUGUGUGUGUGUGUGUGUGUGUGUGUGUGUGUGUGUGUGUGUGUGUGUGUGUGUGUGUGUGUGUGUGUGUGUGUGUGUGUGUGUGUGUGUGUGUGUGUGUGUGUGUGUGGGAAGCUCUUACGAUCAUCUGGUUUGUUAUUUGGAAAACAUUUUAUUUUUUUCUAGCCUAGGCCUACUUGUUUAUCUUCAUUGCGAAAAAGAAGAUUGUUUUCACUGUAGAUUCUGGAUUAUAUAAAACAGUUUCUAGGUACAUCAUGAGAAAAAUCAUUACUGAGACUUUUGUUAAUUUCUGUCUGAGCUGUGAUGCCCACCACAGCAGCGUCCUCAGUCCGUUUAUCAUGCGUUCAGUCAUAGGAGCAUUACCGUGUGUCGCCACUAAGUGGUGCUGUAGGCGAAGCAGGGCGGGGGUGGUGCUUGGUACGCAUACCGAUGGUCCGUAGCAGCCAAUCAUUGAAGAGCGAUGCUGCCCCUGCUGCAUUUUUGUAUUUCUAUCGAUGGAAGGGUUUUAAUGUGUCCCUCAAUACCUAAACCACACCAUGAAAGCUGAAGUAUUAUAGGUAUUAUAGAAGUAACCUCGGUCCAAAAUUAACCUUUACCCGCCAGUGGAAAGGUCCACCUGCCAAAGGGUCAAAUCUAUUCGCUAUGGCAGAGUUGAAUGUUGACCCCAAGCAGGCGAAGAGUUUUCGUAACCUGUGUACAGACAGAGGGGAGCACAGGGGCAUCAGUGACCACCCUACCCGCCCUACAACACAAAGCCAUAUGCAGUGUAAGCAUUUGGCUGAGCGCAGGCCCGUAGCCUGGCGCAGUGGAACCUGCUAGUGGAGCUACACAAUACUGUGAUCCCAGGCCCCGGCAGACCCCUCCACCCUCUCUCCCACUGUUUAUUCGGUGUUUCUCUCCAUCGCCCCGCGGCAGGCUGGCGGGAGCAUGGGCUCGGGGAGCGUGCUGAAGUUUGCGCUGUGCGAAGCGCUGCAGUUCGCGGGCCUAUGCGUGCCGCUCUUCAUCAUCGUGCAGAGGUUCGCCGUCAUCGUGGCGCGGGUGAAGACGUCCGCGCAGCCGCCGGGCGACGGCCACACCGCCUACUGGCUGAUAGUUGCCUCCUCGGUGGCCUACGUUACCACGGUGGCGCUGCUCGUCUGGGUGCCCAUGAAGUACAUGGUGUUCAUGAAGAAGAAGUUUCUGUUGAGGAAGAAAUGGCGUCCUGUGGCCCUGGUGUACGUGGUCCUCUCCACGCUACCCUGUUUCGCUGUCCUCAUCGCAAGCUCAGAGGUCCAGAUAAACAACAACAUCCAGAGCGAUACGUUCACAGAGCUCCCCGUGUCGCUGGUCCUCUUCUCGCUGGUGUGCAUCGACAUCGUGGAGAGGAUACGCUACUGCAGGCUGACGGGACAGGCGACCGACGUGGAGCGGGACGCUGAGAUCCCCUCCAUGGUGCUGACCCACAUAGAGCCCGUGACCCCCGGUGCCGCCGCCGCCCCGCCCGCUCCUGCAGCGGCGCCGGCACCGGCGGCCCCGCCCGCGGCCCCCGCCGACCCCGCGGCCCCCGCGGCGGGAGCAGCGGCGCCCAGCGGGCCGGGGACGGAGGCUAACGGUACCGUGCCUGGGGCCCCCGGUCGCCCCGGGCGACCGUUCAGCGUGUCGGGUCUGAGCUCCAACUCGGCGGGCAGCGGCGGCGUGGGGGUGUACCGCCCGCAGCCGUACGGCUACAACGGCCCGCUGCGCUUCCUGUGCGCCGCCGACGCCCGCGCCGACGUCUUCGCCGACGGCUUCCUGUUCUGGAUGGACACGGUGGAGAUGGUGCGCGUGGCCGGCCUGCCCGCCGUCUACUACUCGGGCUGGGUGUUCCCCAUCUACAUCUUCAGCUUCCUGUCCUGCCUGCGCCUGGUGGUGAUGCCGCGCAGCGUGCUGCUGUCGGCGCUGGGCGUGGCCCUGCAGGACCUCCCCUUCCUGUUUGUGCGCAUCGGCCUCAUCGCCUUCUUCGGCUUCGUCACGCCCGUGCUCUACCUGAUGAAGAACCUGCUGGUGUGCCUCGCCUUCGUCUACUUCAACUUCAUGACCAAGCUGAGGUUCCUCAACACGGAGAGGAUGUACUUCUAGACCCCCGACCCCCCCCCCCCCCCCACCCCCGCCACGCAGUAGUGGAGGACAACAUGGCGGACACGGGCCGGGCGCGGGGGCCACCGCGUGGAGCUCCGUUGAGACGUUAGCAGGGUAGCGAUGGAUUAAAGCAUGGGCAGAACUUUGAUGUCUUCUUUGAGCGAGCCGCCGCCGCCGCCGCGGGGGAAAUAAUAACAGCUGUUGUGACAUUUGAUCACAAGAACUGGAACUGUGUUUCUAAGUGUCACCAAAUUCUUUGUCGUUUUUCGUCAAUGUUAAAAGUAACUUUUUAAAUCACCCAUCCCACCUCAGACCGGUUCUUGAACCACAGCACCUUCAGAAUGUACCUGUGUUUUUUCUAUGACCAUUAAGAGUGUAAAAUAGAUAUCAAUCGAUGUUGUAACCUUGAGCUUUGAGUUAUGAACACAACCACCACAUAGAAAUCAAGUUUGAGUUUGUACUAUUGAUCUACAUAUUUGGAUAAAAUUAAUAAAACAUUUAAAAUGGA
This is a messenger RNA of Gadus macrocephalus (Pacific cod), 3427 nucleotides long. Its product is annotated as transmembrane protein 236-like. The transcript is spliced from 4 exons. Bases 1750 to 2919 code for a protein of 389 amino acids. NCBI's taxonomy places the organism in Eukaryota, Metazoa, Chordata, Actinopteri, Gadiformes, Gadidae. The record is from RefSeq and is a predicted model, not a curated record.